ACAAGAAAGUGUUACGCAUGUCACUGAUUUGCUCAAUAUGUCUCAACCGAUUGGAGAAGCCUCGCUCGCUGCCCUGUUUUCACACGUUCUGUGAGCAGUGCCUUAGGAACUACCUUUUGAACGCUCCCCAGAAACCGGAUGCGACGAAAAGCGGCAUUCCGUGCCCCACGUGCAAAGUGCCGACAUUUGCACCGAAGAAAGCACUCCCGGUUGAAGACUGGGCGGCCUGUUUUCCGGUCAACCAUCUUGUCGGAACUCUAAUUGACAUAGUUCCAGUGAGCGCAAGGCUAGAGUUCUGCGAGCCAUGCAAGCUUAACAAGGCGUCGAAAAUCGCCAUGUCAUGGUGUCAGCAGUGCAACGAGGCGCUAUGUGAAGAUUGCACAAAGUGUCAUAAGUCAAUGAAGGCGACAAGCGCGCAUGAGAUUUCCGGGCUGGAAAACGUCCGGAGUAAUCCGCAGCCAUCUGUCAAAGAGGAGGUCAUGUGCCGCGAACAUGGAAAGAAAGAAGUGGAUAUGUAUUGCAAGGAUCACGAGGAACCCGGAUGUGGUGUGUGCAUGGCGUCCGAUCACCGAAAGUGCGAACAUGUCAUGCAGAUUGAAGAGGUAAUCAAGAAGCAGUCACUGACUGACCAAUCUGAGCUUAUCAAACGCAUGGAUAAUUUGAUCUCGAAUGCAGACAUCCUUAAAAAAGAGAGACAGGACGUAAUGCGCGGGACAAUGGCCCAGAAGACAAGAAUGCUUAAAGAAAUAGCGGACACGAAAAAGAGGCUUUUAGACCAUAUUGAAAAGAUUGAAUCUCAAAUUUUGUCGAAAUUCAACGUUAUUUGCCAGACAGACUUCGCCAUCAUUCAAGAACAGAUUGAUUACUGUAACAGCGUCCAAAGCGCCAUGCACCACGCAAAAACGGACAUCGCGACCGCCAAGGAACAAAACCUAAAGAAGCGGGAAUUCAUUGUUACGCAGCAGAUACAAAAGAAGUACGAGGAAUGCACGGAGGGUAUCGAAAAGAUCAAGGAAAACUCGGCGAGAAUCAAUUACGCUUUUGCUGAAGACCGACAAGUUGCUGAAACGCUGGGAGCCCUUAAGGUAUUGGGACACCUUGAUAUCAAACACUUUUAUCCGAAUCGGAAGGUGGAAGCUCCUCCUCCGCCGCCGCCACCCAAGACACCGGAAGACGACGAAAAGAAGGUUACCAAGAAAGUGAAAACCUUCAACGCCAAAGUCAAGGGUGACAAACGCGAAUGCAAAAUAACGGCCAUUAAUCUGUGGAAUGACAAACGGGUUUUAUUGGCCGAUAACGGGAACUCGCGCCUGAAACUCUUCGGCGAGUUCGGAGACUUAACCAGCUCGUUCGUGUGUGUGAACCCUCCCUGGGACUUUACCUUUAUUGACAAAGGGAAAUGCGCCGUAACGUUCCCUAACGAACGUAAAAUUCGAAUUUUCAAAGUACUCGACACGAUCACGGAAGCCGGGAGCGUUCAGACUCAACGCGGCUCCAACGGUAUCUGCAUGGCUGAAGACGACCUCGUGGUGACAUUUGGAAGCGGCUGCAUACGAAUUAUCUCCCUCGACGGCGUCGUUAAAAUGAUGGUCGACACCGACUACAUCGGUAAGAGGGUGUUUAGCAACCCGGAAUACGUCACGUUCAAUUCGGUGACGUCAACAGUAUUCGUCUCAGACUACAACAACCACUCCGUGACGGCUCUUCGAUACGAAACCGGGCGAGUGGACAAGACGCCCGUCUUCAUAUACCCGGUUUCUGGCCCGCGCGGCGUCGAGGUGGACAUCCACGGGAACCUGUACGUGUGCGGUUACUGGUCCAACGACAUCCACAAGGUGAAAGACAAGGGGGCGUUCCGACAGAUCCUCGUGGAUUCCCUUGCGAGGCCCAUGUGCAUCUCAUUCAACGACGAGGGCAGCAAGUUCGCUCUCGCGGAGCAGGGAAACCCGAACAACAUCAAGGUGUUCCGAGUGAUCGCCGCCUCGGAGGUCGAAGACAUGUAGAAGAUUGCUUUUUAACAGAACGCUUCUAUGUACAUUUGCUACAUCCAUUAAUGUUUCUUAAAGGUGUCUCCGAGUAUCCGAAUGCUUCAUUAUUUCUUAUUUUUCUAAUAUUAUGACCAAAUCUCUGUGUCUCUAUCACCUCUGACGUAAACAAAGUAAACAAAGUGCUCCUUAAAUUAACUUCAACUCAUAGUUAAUUUAUAGUUUAACUCUUUUGCUAUCCACACUUGUGUUAUAACAGAGAUGUCUAAGUGCAUAAUUAACAUUCAAUUAUUUCAUGUGCACCAAAUCACGUGUUUAUUUUA
Dreissena polymorpha is the source of this 2308-nucleotide messenger RNA. RefSeq names its product E3 ubiquitin-protein ligase TRIM56-like. The transcript has a single exon. The record is from RefSeq and is a predicted model, not a curated record. Gene Ontology annotation, molecular function: zinc ion binding. Lineage: Eukaryota; Metazoa; Mollusca; Bivalvia; Myida; Dreissenidae. The coding region runs from base 18 to 2003 and encodes 661 amino acids.